Ziziphus jujuba (common jujube) is the source of this 841-nucleotide messenger RNA. Its product is annotated as glutathione S-transferase F13. The transcript is spliced from 3 exons. Bases 128 to 781 code for a protein of 217 amino acids. Gene Ontology annotation, molecular function: glutathione binding; glutathione transferase activity. The record is from RefSeq and is a predicted model, not a curated record. Gene Ontology annotation, cellular component: cytoplasm. NCBI's taxonomy places the organism in Eukaryota, Viridiplantae, Streptophyta, Magnoliopsida, Rosales, Rhamnaceae.
GGCCUCUCUGUGUGUGUGUGUGUAUAUAUAUAUAUAUAUACAUAUAUAGUAAGAAAGCCCUGCUGAUCUCUUGUGCAUUUACACCAACGGUUCUCUCUCUAUUUUUAUUUCCGAAGAACUAAAGAAAAUGGCGUUGAAGCUACAUGGCCUUCCUAUGUCAACAUGUACCUGUACCGUAAUGACUUGUCUGAAUGAAAAAGGUGCAGAUUUCAAGCUUGUUCCUGUUGAUCUUUUCGCCACUGAAAACAAGCAGCCUUCUUUCCUUGCCAAGAAUCCCUUCGGUCUGAUUCCUGUACUAGAAGAUGAGGAUCUUACACUCUUCGAGUCGAGAGCAAUCACAGCAUACGUAGCGGAAAAGUUCAAAGAAACAGGACACGAUCUCAUAAGGCAUGAGAACUUGAAAGAUGCUGCAAUGGUGAUGGUAUGGAAAGAGGUGGAAUCGCAACAAUACCAUCCAGCAAUCUGUCCAAUCGUGUACCAGUAUUUCGUGGCACCUCUACGGGGCACCACACCGGAUCAAACAGUGAUCGAUGCCAAUUUGGAGAAGCUGGGGAAGGUUUUGGACGUCUACGAAGCCAGGCUGAGCAACACGAAGUAUUUGGCUGGGGAUUUCUACACUUUGGCUGAUCUUCACCACCUUUCUUACACUCACUAUUUCAUGAAAACUCCAUGGGCUUCAUUCAUUAAUGAUCGUCCCCAUGUUAAGGCUUGGUGGGAGGAUAUUUCUUCUAGGCCUGCAUUUCAGAAAGUUGCGGUGGGAAUGAAUUUUGGUGAGAAAUAAAUAGUACUCUGUACUCAUAAAGAAAGGGCAUUACCUCUAUGUUUAUUUGUUUUUGGAUUC